This is a messenger RNA of Salvia hispanica, 1506 nucleotides long. The record is from RefSeq and is a predicted model, not a curated record. Lineage: Eukaryota; Viridiplantae; Streptophyta; Magnoliopsida; Lamiales; Lamiaceae.
AUGGACGAUUUCACCGUCUAUGGGAACUCAUUUGAUGCUUGUUUAGCCAGCCUAGAUCUAGUGUUGCAGAGAUGUCAGGAAAAGCAUUUAGUGUUGAACUUCGAGAAGUGCCACUUCAUGGUAACUGAAGGCAUUGUCCUAGGUCACGUGGUUUCUGAGAGGGGUAUCCAGGUAGACAAGGCGAAGGUGGAUGUGAUAUCAAAAUUACCAUACCCUACGAAUCAAAAAGAGGUGAGAGGUUUCCUAGGCCAUGCAGGGUUCUAUAGGAGGUUCAUAAGGGAUUUUGCAAAAAUCGCGCAACCACUCACUCGGUUGUUACAAAAUGAUGUUGAAUUCGUCUUUGACGAAGGAUGUGAGAGGGCAUUCCAGCUGCUUAAGGACAGGGUUAUAGUCUUCACGGAUCACGCAGCAAUAAAAUACUUACUGGCUAAGAAGGAGUCGAAGCCAAGGUUAAUCCGUUGGGUGUUACUUCUACAAGAAUUCGAUUGGGAAGUACGAGAUAAAAGAGGAACGGAGAAUAGGGUAGCAGAUCAUUUGAGCAGAAUCUUCCAAGGAGAGACAGAAGAGGCUAUACUCGAUGCCUUUCCCGAGGAACAUUUGUACCUUUUGGAGAAAUUUCCUAGACCACCUAACUGGGAAGCAGUUUUGGCUCUGACCGGUCUAGGGGAAUCGGAUAAAGGGAAGCGCACGCUGAAUGCAGAACCAUGGUUUGCUGAUCUAGCCAAUUACUUGGUCACAGGAGAGAUGCCGUGUUGUGAGAGAUGCCAACAGACAGGGGGAAUUUCAAGGAGAGAUGAGAUGCCUCUGAGCCCAGUGAUCGUGUGCGAAAUUUUUGAUGUAUGGGGAAUGGACUUUAUGGGACCGUUUCCGUCAUCAUGUGGGAAUACCUACAUAUUGGUUGCAGUGGAUUAUGUAUCUAAGUGGAUAGAAGCCAAGGCCACCACAACUUGCGAAUCAAAGGAGGUGGCGAAAUUUCUCAAGGAUAACAUUUUCAACAGAUACGGGGUUCCUAGAGCAAUCAUCUCAGACCAAGGAACACAUUUCUGUAAUCGCACAAUCGAGGCUUUGAUGAAGAAAUAUGAUGUACACCAUCGAGUGUCAACUCCUUACCAUCCUCAGUCUAAUGGCCAGGCAGAGAUUUCUAAUCGCGAGAUCAAGAUGUGUCACUUGCCUGUAGGAAUUGAACACAAGGCAUACUGGGCAGUGAAGGAAAUGAACAUGAAGCCGAUAGCAUGCGAAGAAGAGAGGAAGUUGCAAUUGCAAGAGUUGGAGGAACUUCGGCUGGAGUCGUUUGAAUCUGCCAUAUCUAAACCGAUGGAUUCUACCAAGGGAACUGAGUAUGACCCCACUUUGUUGGCCGAAUUGACACAGAAGGCUAAUUUUGAGGGUAGGGAAAUGUUUGAGGGGGAAACCCCUAUUGCUGAUGAAAUUCUUGAGGGGGAAACCCCUAUUGCUAUGGAAAUAUAUGAGGGGGAAGCCCCUAUUGUGUUUGAAGUUCGCUGCUGA